This is a messenger RNA of Eurypyga helias (sunbittern), 880 nucleotides long. RefSeq names its product zinc finger protein 367 (gene ZNF367). Lineage: Eukaryota; Metazoa; Chordata; Aves; Eurypygiformes; Eurypygidae. The annotation marks the transcript as partial. Gene Ontology annotation, molecular function: ionotropic glutamate receptor binding. Gene Ontology annotation, cellular component: cell-cell junction. The record is from RefSeq and is a predicted model, not a curated record. The transcript is spliced from 4 exons. Gene Ontology annotation, biological process: homophilic cell-cell adhesion.
AUAAGGCGUGGCCGGCCGAGAGCAGACACCGUCCGUGACCUGAUCCAUGAAGGAGAGCACUCUUCCAGCAGGAUACGUUGCAAUAUCUGCAACAGGGUCUUUCCGCGAGAGAAGUCCCUGCAAGCCCACAAACGGACUCACACCGGUGAAAGGCCUUAUUUGUGUGACUACCCAGAUUGCGGGAAAGCCUUUGUUCAGAGUGGGCAGCUCAAAACUCAUCAGCGUCUGCACACAGGGGAGAAACCUUUCGUCUGCUCAGAGAAUGGCUGUUUAAGCAGAUUCACGCAUGCAAACCGUCAUUGUCCCAAACAUCCAUUUGCCCGACUGAAGAGGGAAGAGCUCACAGACAGGCUGAGUAAAAAGCAGACAGCUGACAAUGAAGCUGUGGCUGAGUGGCUAGCAAAAUACUGGGAGACAAGAGAACAGCGUGCCCCUGCUUUGAAAACUAAAACAAUCCAGAAAACGGAUCAAGAACAGCAGGAUCCAAUGGAAUAUCUUCAGUCUGAUGAAGAGGAUGAUGAAGAGAAAAACAGCGCUCAUUCUGCUGCUCGCCUCCGCUGCCUCCAGGAACAGAGUGAACGCAUGCACGGUGCGCUGGCUCUCAUUGAGCUCGCAAACCUGGCCGUGGCACCCCUUCUACAGUAGAUAAAAACAGAGUCUGCCUAUACAAAAUGUACUUCCUGGUGGUACUUAACCAGUUAGAUCCUGGGCAUAAGCUAAGCACCUUAUUUGCUUAUUAUAGGCUGCUAUUCUGUAGAGUUUAUGAAGAAUGUUGUUGCCCCAUAACAUGGGGUAAGAGAAUUGCACUUUUUGUAAGGUAAAAGACAGAUGUAAAGUUUCUAAGUGUUUUGUAAAUAUGGGACUGCAUGAUGCAGGGUUA